AUGAUUGUGAAAGGUUUGGUUCGCGUUGAUGACAUUGAUUUUUCGGUGUGCCAUAUGGACAUGCUGACUGAAAUAUCAACGCUUAGAGGAAUCAUGAGGAAGAAGUUUCCCCAAAAAAGGGAAGGGGCUUUCAGUGAUGAUAUCGUUGGAGUUAUCAAACGUUUUCUUACCAGUAUCCUUUAUGAUGUAAUACAAGACGUGCAGCAUCCAAAUUAUGGCAUGUGUAAAUCGAUUGUUGGCACAAUUAACGAAGAGGCAGUGGAGCAGGUGGAGAAGUUCAAGUACCUCGGAACUAUAUUUACUAGUGAUGGUACGGAGAGUGAUGGAAAGUUGGAGGAAGAGAUGGAAAGGCGAAUUGGAGUAGCCAGUGCCGUUCUGCGUGAACUCGCCCGACCCAUUGUGACUAAAGCAGAGCUUAUUCUGAAAAGUAAGCUCUCGAUGUUCAAGUCGAUCUUUAUCCCCAUACUUAUCUACGGUCAUGAAUCGUGGAGAAUCACUGAAAAAAUUCGAACCCGAGUACAAGCUGCUGAAAUGGGCUUUCUUAGUCGAGUCGGUGGCCUAACGCGUCUCGACAUGGUCCGGAAUACUAACAUCCGGGAGAGCCUUGGGGUAAAGCCUAUGCUUUUCGGGAUUGAGAAGUCACAGCUGCGAUUGUUUGGGCAUGUGCUGCGAAUGCCUCGAGAAAGAAAGGCGAAUCUACUGUUUCUUGCGAAACCGAAGGCGGGCGUGGGGACGGCGAAGAUUAGCGUGGUGCAAAUAUAUGGAAGGAGUCCUUUUAUAAUACGGCCUCUUCUGAUGGUCAUGCCAAUAAAAGAACACUUUCUGAUCGAUAUUGGCGACUACGUACCGCAGAAUGAACCGAAGGUUAUUCAGAAAAACGAAGAGAUGUCUGGUGCCUAA
Messenger RNA from Soboliphyme baturini, 900 nucleotides. The record is from the annotation of a GenBank genome assembly. Lineage: Eukaryota; Metazoa; Nematoda; Enoplea; Dioctophymatida; Soboliphymatidae.